Messenger RNA from Trichophyton rubrum CBS 118892, 1761 nucleotides. RefSeq lists its product as uncharacterized. Lineage: Eukaryota; Fungi; Ascomycota; Eurotiomycetes; Onygenales; Arthrodermataceae. The record is from RefSeq and is a predicted model, not a curated record. The transcript is spliced from 3 exons. Bases 1 to 1761 code for a protein of 586 amino acids. Gene Ontology annotation, molecular function: thiamine pyrophosphate binding; carboxy-lyase activity; magnesium ion binding.
AUGUCUACGAUCCCUGUUGGCGAGUACAUCUUUCGCCGUCUACACCAGCUCGGCAUUCGCAAUAUCGUUGGAGUACCUGGUGACUUCAACCUGAACCUGCUCGACCAUGUCUACAGCGUGCCGGAUUUGCGCUGGGUUGGCACCUGCAAUGAGCUCAACGCUGCCUACGCGGCGGAUGGAUACGCCCGUGCUCGUUCCCUGCCCGGCGUCGUCGUCACUACAUACGGAGUUGGAGAGUUGAGUGCCCUGAACGGCAUAGUGGGCGCAUACAGUGAAUACAUACCAGUCAUCCAUAUCGUGGGAAACACGUCGAGAGACAUGCAGCGCAACCACACGCGUAUCCAUCAUACCUUGUGGAUGGACCAGUGGGACCACCGAACGUAUCAGAAGAUGGUUGAGCCUGUAGCUGCCGCUACUGCCUUCCUGGAUGACGAGAGUAAGGUUGCUGCCGAGGUGGACCGUGUGAUUGAAACAGCUAUUAAGAGAAGGCUGCCCGUCUACCUGUUCGUGCCAUUGGAUAUUCAAGAUAGUCCGAUUGAUGCCGCCCCGUUGGAGAAACCCCUUGACCUUACUGUGAGGAAUGAGGGUAGAGAGGCGGAGGAGGAUGAGGUUGUCGAGGAAGUCGUCAAGCGUAUGGGUCAAGCCAAGGAUCCCGGUGUCUUGGUUGACAUGUUGAUGUCCAGGCAUAACCUGUACAAGGAAACAAGUGAGCUUAUCAAGCUGCUAGCUGCUCCAUGGUAUACGACGCCACUAGGUAAAUCUACUGUCAACGAGUCCGAUCCUCACUACGCCGGUCUAUACUGCGGUAUCACCUCGAGUAACCCUGCCCUCAAGGGCCAGAUAGAGUCCCAUGAUGCUGUCCUGCACCUAGGUCCGUUUAACGUUAGUGGAAACACGGGUGGAUUCAGCACACAGCUCCCCGCCGAUAAGCUCAUUGAACUACACCCUGGAUUCUGCUCAGUGGGAGGAAAGGUCUGGAAGGGUCUUGACUUUAGACCUGUUAUUACGAAGCUCCUCGCCAGACUCGCCAAAGAACCUAUCCAACGGAAAGUAGACCUUGCCAAGAUACUCCCCAAGACCUCAGAGAAACCAUCUGAUGACAACUGUACUGAUCCCCUUGACCACGCUCGCUUCUGGGACCGCCUCUCCAAGUUCCUACGCCCCAACGACUUUGUCAUUGCCGAAGUGGGAACCUCACAGUUUGGCUCCCAGGGCCUCACACUUCCCGACAACACCACAUACUUCUCCCAACUCUACUACAGUUGCAUCGGCUUCUCAGUCCCUGCCACUUUGGGUGUCCUCCUCGCCCGUCGCGAGACCUCCAGCCCAGGCCGCGUCAUCCUCCUUGUCGGCGAUGGCAGUCUACAUAUGACCGUCCAGGAGAUCGGCACCAUGGUUCGCGAGGGCUUCAAGCCCAUCAUCUUCGUAGUCAACAACAAGGGCUACACCAUCGAACGGCUCAUCCACGGCCCCGAGCAGCAGUAUAACGACAUCUCUGAGAUGUGGGAUUACCAGAAGAUGCUCGGCUUCUUCGGCGCCAAGGACAGCAGAAGCUACACUGCGCGCACUUACAAGGAGCUCGGCGUCAUCUUGAACAAUGAGACUUUCCUUAAGACAGACGUCAUCCAGGUUGUUGAAAUCUUCUUUGAUAUCAUGGACUCGCCGUGGAACUUGACUGAUUUGCUCAAGCUCAAGGAGGAGAGGCUAGCUAAAGCACGAGCCGAGAAGGAGAAGGCCGCAGCACUUGCACCUGCUAACUAG